This is a messenger RNA of Parnassius apollo (apollo), 11499 nucleotides long. Lineage: Eukaryota; Metazoa; Arthropoda; Insecta; Lepidoptera; Papilionidae. The record is from the annotation of a GenBank genome assembly.
AUGGUGCUUACAAACAGCCACACUAUAUCUAAAAGUAUCGUCAAAAAUGAUGAAGUUAUCAACGUAAUCGACAGUGUACAUGACUUAGAAGACGAUAAGGAACAUGAUAUUAAACAAAACCGAUAUCAUCACAGGCUUGCUUUUCGUGCAGAACCUAUGAAAAACCAACAAACAGAAUCAAUAACCGAUCGAAUAACCGAAUCGCUCCCAAAUUAUGACCCAAAUUUUAACAUCCAAGUAUCAGAGCAUACGGAUGAAGUACAGGUAUCAAAAAGCCGCCGAAAAGGAUUUUUACGAAGGUUAAUGGAUAAAAUUAGGCGAAGAAAGAAUAAACAUUUGGUAACAAACGGGGAGAUCGAACAAGUAAAAACAACUUCAUGGAAUAUUGCCGCUCAGAAAAACCUUUAUGUCAAUAACAAAACUACUGCUAUAGUCAACGACAACAGUUACACGCGUCCAAAACGAUCGCAUAAAAACAGAAAAUAUAGGCGUAAAAUUUUAUCAAAAAGGUACAAUAAUCCUGCUACAAAUAAAAUACAAUCCGUUAUUUACGAUGAGGAUUUCUUUCAGAACUUUAAACAAAUAAGUGCAGAUUUUGAAAAAGAUAAGAAGAAGUCGUCAAACGAUAAUGAUACUUGGGAAAAUAACUACCGAUUAACUUCAAUAUCCUAUCAACCGGUUAUUAAACAAGACAAUGAACUAAGUUUGUCAGAGAUGACAACAAAAAUAGAUUAUUUGAAAGAAAAAUACAGUACUGGACCGAGACCGCAAAAUUUUACUAAAUAUAUGCCUUUUCUUGCCAAUUCAUUUAACGCUUAUAAUUUAAAUAAAUAUAAAAGUUCCACAACGUCUACAACUUUAUUAAAAAUUGAUGACUUUGAUAAGGAUUUUAGCGAUACGGAUGAAAUUGAAGAUUUAUUGAACGUUAUGAAAAUGAGGGCGAUUCAGAUUAUAGCAAACAAAACUCCUCUCGUCACAGACAUUGUAUCAAGUUUUGGUACUGAAACUGUAUUUGAGACAGUUCCUUCUUUUAAGGAUAUAUUUUCCCUCGGUCGUACAUUUUCAACAGGCAAUUAUAUACCCAUAAAUACAUACGAUGUUACUAAGUUACCACCAACAGUAAAAACUAUUAUGGCUAGAAAUAUAUAUAAAUCUCCAAAACAAAAAACAAAUGUAAAACGAGAAGUUGUUACUAACGGGAAAGUACUGAGAAAAAUGUACAACAAUUUUAAAAAUCAAUUAUCUAAUGAAAUCAAAGAAAGUCAAACUGCUUUAAAAAAUGAAACUAAGUAUUGGGCAAAUAAAUUCACAGAUAAACAUACAAUAAAUUGUAAGACUAAAAAAAAUUCAGCAUCACAAUUGUUUGGGUAUGAAGAUUACGAUGAUCUUGGGAGUAAUCAAAACCGCGACAGAAAAUCGAAUCUAAAGCAAGGAAAAAGUAAACAAAUAGCAGGUAAUUCUACGUAUACAAUACCUCUUAAAGACAAUGACUAUCCCAUGCUUUCCUUAUACGAAAAAUUACUAAGCAAGCCACAUCAAAAUAAUCUUAUAACCAUGCCAACAACCGAGAGCAUUAAGAAACGGAAUGCAGUAGAAAAUCAUGUUAUAUAUAAUAGGAACCAAAACAUUUUUAGUUACUUUGAGGAUAAAGAGAAGGAUAUAGGUAUUCCUUAUAAGGUCGUUGAUCCAAUGGAUGAAUAUGAUGAAUAUGAAAACAUACAAAAUGAAAAACCUACAAAAAAGUUUGGACCUACUCCGCAGAAAAAUAAAAAGCCAUAUGGAAAAACCACUACAUUUAAAGAUUUAGCUGAUAAACUAUCCUAUAAUGACUAUGUCAACGGUUACAAGCACUAUUUAAAGUUUCAAAAAGAACAGGGUGCCCAAAACUAUUCCAAUUUAGUUCGUUAUCAAGCUCAUAGGCAUCACAGUGUAGAUGAUAUAGGAAAGUUCAUAUUGAACAAAUUACCGCAGGUGCCUGAACGACACAAACGAGCCUUUUAUGACGAAUCUGAGACGACGGAGGAUCUAGACAUAUCGACCAAAAACGAGGAAUCGUGGUUCAAAAAACACUUUUAUUUAUUCAUCGAUUCAGGACAGCCGAAAAAAUUCCACUCAUCUGAAACGGUAUCAUUGAGACCUUCAGUUGCUGAAACAGACAAAGUGCGACAUUUGUCAACAGAAAAUUCAAUCAAAAAACCAUCUACAAUGAAGGCAAGGCAAAUCCAAAAGAAAAUUGAGGAGACUGACUUAGAUCGGCUGUCAAAUGUUCUUGAAAAAUACAAAAAUCAUCCCACUCCAUCUACAACUACACAUCAGCGUUAUAUAUCAAAUGGUUACCAUACAACAUCAGCAGUAGUGACGAAUUACGGAACUGCUGAUGUGAGUGUAAAAUUUAAAGAUAUGAUUGAAAAACUUUUUGGCGGAAAGAAGCUACGAAAUGCUAAACCUUUGUCCGAGCUAGAAUAUAGAAACACGGAAAAAAGAAAUAUGGUUACUGAAGCAGACAUAGACUUGUUACUAGACAAUUCAUUAAAAAGAUCAAAAAGGAACUCUUAUGCUCGAGAUACUAAUAAUGAAUACCAGCUUUACCAUAGUUACUUGCCACAAGAAGAAAUAAAGUCUAAGUUAAGUUCUGACCUCUCGUCACCAACUACAUAUAAAAAUUAUGGAUACGUCGAUGUUAAUGUAAUAACAAGACCAACAGCAGUAGUUAAACUGCGCGAGGCUAAAAAAGAAAGCAAGUUUAAGAAAUUUUUCAAACAUCUAGGCUUUCACUUUCAUAAGAAAAAAGAUAAAGAGAUUAAAAAGUCCAAAAUACAUAAACGUGAAUCAAUGAAUCGCGUUCAAAGAUCGAAUCCUUUAAAGAAAUUAAAGAAGAUGUUCAAUGUACGAAUAGACGGAAAACCAGAUACGCGUAGUAAAGGUUUUGACUAUGAUAUUAUUGAUACACAUGUAUCAUCUUUUAAACCUUUUAGACAUGAUAAGACAUCAUAUUUAGAAGAUAAUGACGUAGAAAUACCAAACGUGACUGAAGAUGUUUUGUAUAAAACCAAAACUGUAGGAAACGAUAUUUCAUACAACGCACCUGUUUUGAAAAACUCUUACCUAGCCAAGAAAAAUUUUCAACACAAUCCCAUGAAAUAUAAUUUUAUGAAUGCAAGUGACAAAUAUAAUUACAUUGAUGAUCCCAGUGAAAUAUUAAUUUCCACUAAAUACAGCCCGCAAAAACCACAAGUGAUUCCCAAAAAAAGUAGCAGUUCAAAAGACGACGUAGCGAUUGAUGAAGAAAAUUACCAAGAAACAGAAGCAGUAAUAGGGAAUAUAAAGAGACAGGUUAAGUUAUCCGAGAAACCACAUAAUAUAACUUCACAAAACACAGAGAAACGAAAACUUACUAGUUUAAGACACAGAUAUCACACAAUUCCUGAUUAUUUCAAAGAUUUCGAAAGAUGGCACAAUGAUUUGCUGCAUUCUGAAAAAUUUACGACUUGGCAAAGUAUACUUGAUGAUAUAAAUUACUCCAAUAAAUACAAUGCUCCGAAUGUGACGUUCCUAAAGAAGGAACUGAGUAGAAUGCAUGAAUUUCUGAACAUUAAUCAUGAUGAGAAUAUAGAAGACGAUAAUAAUAGAGAUAUGUUAAAAGGUAUUAAGAAACAAAUGUUGACAACUAAAGCAGUAACAAACAUAAUGAAAAGGAAAACUGCUAAGGCCGCAUUGAGAAACAGUUCGUUAAAAAAUAAAAAUCUAGUGAAAAGAGAAGGUGGAACAAACAGUAAUUUUAGUAUUUAUCAUAAUAGCAACGAAGGAAAAUUUGACACUCAUCAGAAUUACUCAAUAACGAAUAGUCAACCGAAGAAUCUUAGCCGAAUUAUGAAUGAGGAAUAUCACAAAUUGAUUCAUCCUUUUUCGCAUAAUGUUCAAAUUGAGGAUUCCAGUAAAACAGACAAAGCAAGUAAAGGUACAACAACUCCGAAAAACACUGAUAAUACUCCUGAAACCACGUAUUUUAUAGACACUUCUCUGCUGGCUUACGAUGACGGACCUAAUUUUAUAACUGAAGAGGUCACCGAAGCAAUCGAUGAACCAACGCUUCAAUCUUCACUCGGCAUGCAUGUCGUAGAUGCUGUCAAUUCGGUAACAAGAUUCCACAAGGUCCCCGAGCAAUAUUUUGCCACACCGAUCCCUAUGGAAAAUAAAGAUUUUGAUAAAUUUCUAAAAGAAAAUUACUUAGAUGUUAUAUCUGUUACCAGUCCACUUCAUCACUCAUCAAGAAAAACAACCAAAAAUGAUCGGCAACCGCAGUAUGAUUCUACAUCACUUAUUAAUUUCAAAAACUUACCUGAACAGUACAAUAAGUUAAAACAAAGUUUAAAAAUGUCUAAGUACUUAGAAUUUAAAAACAUGAGCGAAAACACUAAAGACUGGAACUUUGAUUCCAUUUCUAUACAAAAUUUGAGUAAGAAGUAUAAUGUGGGAUCGAAACUUGAACCAAAAAACACUUUUGUGAAUAAGUACAAAAGCAACAUUAACAGAGAUUAUGAUGAAAAAAGAAGAAAAAGAGCAUCUUUUAAACCUUCUCAACCAGAAAAACCUAUAGCUGGGUUUCUUGAUUAUGGAACUUAUAGCAAAUAUAGUAAAUUAAAAGACCACUUUAAAAAUGUUGAGAGAAAGGAUGAAGAAACAAAAGAAACUGAGCACAGUACAUCAAAUAUCUUAGAUGAACUUGAAGGUACUGUAAUUGAUUAUGAUAAUUCGGAAGAUCCUCAGUUUGAAAAUACAAAAGCAAACGAACAAUCAAAUAUCAAAGGUGAGAGUACAACAAAAGGUGAACAAUUUAAAAAAUCUCUUCAAAAAAACGAAAAAAAGCCCUUGCAUAAAAACGUUACAAUAAAUCAGUUUGAUCAUAAAACUAAUUCUACCAAAAAAGGGUCAGCUGAAUCUAAGAAACAGUUAAAAACUAAUGUGACACAUAAAAUACCAGGAAAGGCAAAACCACAUGGAAACCAUCCCAUGCAUAAUAAUUUGUUGUUUAAUUAUGUGUAUGGUGACGGUAAAACACAAAUAAUUAAAAAACCUUACGGCAACGUUCCUUAUAUUUUAACAAACGACAGUCAUCAUAACUACAAAGGUCCAAUUAAAAUGUCACGAGAUUCGAAAUUAGCUGAUCCAAAUAUCCGCGUAGAGAAAAGUUCAAAUCCGAAAAGAAUACAAAUAACAAGCAAUUCAUAUAAAUAUGAUAUUAUAUAUGAAGAUGAUUUCUCUGACAAACAUAAUGUUAAUAAUAAAGAUAUAACUACCCCACGCUUACAAGUGUUUGGACAACAUGGUUUUUAUUCAAUGAAAGUGAAUGGAUCGGCCAAUGACAGUGAUGGAGCUGCUGAACCGCGCCUUGCAAUGGACUUGACGUUUGUCAAUGGCGCCAGAAGAGUUCAACGUUCCCAAAAAGAUAAUAACAGUACGUCUAGAUCAUUAAGAAAUACUACUUUGGAACCUUUAAGACGUGGAACGCUCAUUUACGAUUUGAAGCAAAUGGACCGAGGUAAUAACAAAGAAACCAAACAACGCCGGGGACCUUUCAAAAGCUUACACGGCACCUCAGUCUUAUCACUACUUCAAAAACAGAUACAAACGAGACUAACUGAAACUAAGAGGCCACCAACAUCAAAAUCGAGCGUCAAACCACCGACAAAAAACCAAACCGAGAACUCAUCAACAACAACCAAAAACAAUCGUACCGUUAACAAAAUAUCAGGAAACAACAAUGGAAAGAAUCCACACGAAAACUUAAAACAAAAUAAGGAUGUAAAUAAUACUAACGAAAGUGUGAGAAAAAGUUUCAGUCCUCAAGAAAAACAUAAAACAAAUGCCGGUGAACGAACGCUACCGGUAAAGGAUGACUUGAAAGUAAAAGUGACUUUAACACCAAAAAUCAAAUGUUCCAAAAGUCUUAAAGCCAAAGAUCACACGACAAACACCGUUUCAAAUGGGGAUGAGAAAGAAACGUCAAAAAGUGAAGUUACGACACACAGGAAAGCCAACGUGAAGGAUUUCAAGACUAAAAAACAUCGAAAUUUGGCGAUAAUAACGAAGAUUUAUUCCGAAAAAAAACAACAAUUAUCCGAUUAUGAAUUUGUUUUCCCCAAUACAAAAAUUUUGCCAACAAAAGCGGAAGUGACAUCUAUAAUUGCGAAAGUAACAUCUGAACCCAAUGAUGAAAAAACAGAAAUAACCAAAGAGAAAUAUACUACAGCUAAGACAACAUCUACUCAAAAUGCUAUUUCAACCACUAAAGAAAAUACUGCGGUAUCAUUUGUGCCUGAAAUUGGGACAAUGUUCAGUCAAAAUGAAUUAGAUUUAAAGGCACCGGCUGAUGAAGAUAGUUUUUAUGUCACGAGCAACAACUACUACGAUUACCAUACAGGUGAUCUCGAAUAUAACUUGAAUGAAAGUAAAGUUGUAAAAAUUGAAAAUACCACGAAAAUUAAAAAUGAUUCUGCAGUUAAACACGAUAAACGAGACAUAAAGUCUCAAAAUACUUUCACAGCAAAAGAUGUAGCUGCUAUUGAAGUAAUAGUAGAUUUAAUGCGAAACAGUCGAAACUCCGAAGAAAACGAACUAGCCGAUACGAUAAACGAAAACACGGGGACUACACUAUCGGAUUCCGGUCAAGCUUCGAGUAGAGCCAAUGAUAUUGCCAGCAAUUCCAUUCAAGUACACAUUGCGAUUCCAUAUAAUCUUUCAAAUGAAAAAAGACGAUCUUUAGAUGAUCCAGUGAAAAUAAGAAAAGUAUUUUCUGCUAAAUUAUCAACACCAGUUGAUAUGGAAUAUCAAAUACAUUCGGCGGAAGAGUUAGAGCCAUCAUCAUCUGAACCCGAUACUAGUACAAGUUACAACACAGCCAUAUUAAGUGCUACAUCUUCAAAAAUGGAUGCAUUGUCUCCAGGAAUGUACUUAUUGGAAGAAAACAUGAACAAUUUAAUGCCUAAAGGUAAAUAUAUUCUAAGGCCUAUAUAUGAUAAAAGAUUUUUAUCUGAUUGUAAAAUAAGACAAGCAGUUACAAAGUCAAUCAUUACUCAUAAAGCAACAACAGUAGAUCCGCCAAAUAAUUUAGCUAAGGUUACGUUGAGUAAAGAUUUUAUAGCAGCUUUAGAUCAACAUUUGCAGCAAUUAUACCUGAAUUUGACCUCUGCACCAGAUCAUAAAAUCAAAGCUAGAAACAUAUAUCUGCGUAAAAUUCUGAAACCUAAGCAUCGCACUUACAGUGUUCAUAGACCACGGAGACACAUAAAUUGGGAUACUAUUAAAAAAUAUUUUGGCCACGAUAGAGUUUGCAAUUGCCAUUGUAAGCCUAAUCGAACUAUGUGCAGAGCUUGUGCUGCAAGCGAUGCUGUCAUUUCUGAAUUGAUAUUCGAGUUAGACAAUUUAGCACAGUACAUGAAUGACCAUUGUACUGAAAUUCAAACAUAUUUCUGGAUGAACCCCAGUGGCGGUAGGAAGCUAAGAGAAGCAGUACAAAGAAUAGACAAAACAUUGUACAAUUACUACAAAAGAGUAAAAGGAAAAUGCAAGGGUCGUCCCUGUAAAACAUUUACAUAUAUGGACAAACGAGACUUUGUUAACUUUGAUAAAAGAGUAGACUACAUCGGUGAACCAUUGAUACGUGACAUAGAAAAGAUAGCAGAUGACUUGGAACAAGCUGCUGAAUUUAAUAUAGGCGAUGACACCCUUGCUAAAACUGGCAUAAAAUGCCUUGACGUUAUUACAAAAUGUAUGCAUUUAAAACCAUUUAAUAAAAGAGCCGACGAAAGCAUCGGUAACAGAAACCGUUUAAGGAAUGUUUAUUCUCUAGACAAUGUUAAUGUUAACAUCAUAUGUAAGUCAGAUAGUCAAAUGGACAAAACUCAAAACAACAUCUAUCUUUCAACACUGACGUCAACGUAUUUGACUGAAUCUCCCAGUAUCUUUUAUUACGACAUGGAUGAAUUUAAAAAUGAAGAAAAGCAGAAAAAAGGAAUUAAAUCCUUUUUAUCAAGAAAGAGUAAUAUGAAGAAAAAAAGAAAGAACAAAAAUCAUUUAUUUACAUAUUACGUAACACCAUCAGAGAGUAGACUAAGCUCAAAUAACAUGAUAUUAAAAAAGAGACAAGUAAAUAAUAAUCAAAUUGAAUCGCCAUUGAUCACAGAAACCGGUGGUUUGUUUUGGUUUGAUUAUAUUAACGGCAAUAAAAACAAAAAUCAAUACGUAGAAGAACAGAAUAACAGAGAUAACAGUUACAAUUUUCAAAGCAACUAUGACUUAAAAGAAAAUAAUGAUAAGAUUACUAAAACUGAGAACUGUACUGACUAUCAAUACUCAAGCUACGAAAAUUCCAGUGUUAAUGAUUUAAAUCCAAAUGAUCUUACUGAGUCUACUAACUUCUUUACAAAUUUUAUGAUCAAUAAUAAUGUUUCACAGUUCACAACACAGAACAUGCAAACUACAAAAACCAAACAAAAAAUGUCAAGACUCACUACUACAUCAAACGAAAUAAUUGAUGUAAACCGAUCCAAAUCAAUAAGACAUCGAAUAAAGGAAUUGCUUGAGCUUCUUGAUCCUGACGAUUUUGGGUCGUUUGAAGAAACUACUUUCCCUGAUGUAUCUAUUCAAAAUAAUGAUAAAACAUCUUUCGAAGAUCGUCUCCUUUCUAGGUCAGAGAUACAAAAGCACCGGAAAAGGAAAAUAUUUAAUAAAAGUUUUCAAAAGUUUACACAAAAAGUCACUCCAUCUACAACAACUACAACAACAACAACAACAGUAAGUACAUCAAUGUUAUUUCAGCCGACAGCUAUCAACACUGAGACUACGAGAAAUAAAGAAAAUGUAACGCGUAGGAAUUACUUAAAUAGAUUAAAAGAAGCUACUCUAAAAUUUUUAGACAAAUUAGAUGGUACUAAAAAUUUUAUAAUAGAUGAAAAGACAACUACUCCGAUUUAUGUGUAUGGAAAGAAAUCUAAAAGUAAUAACCGUUUAAUUUCAAACCUAUUUCUCAAUAGAAAACGUGAUUUGAAAUCAUCUAAAGUUAAUAAAGAUGAUGUUGCUGUUGACCGCGAUAUACAUGGUGAUGCCAUAAAUAUAAGGGAUAAUAAUAUGACUAACAACGAACAGUUAAAAGAUGAUUUGGAUCUUAAUAGCAACUUACUAGAAUCAGUCAAGGAAAGCAACAAAAAUAAGGAACUUCUUCUAUCAAUACUCGAUUUUGAAACAAAUAAACUAAAUGAUGAGUGGACAAGAAUUGAAAAGCGAAAAACAGAAGUAGAAGAUUCUAAAAACGAUAUGGAUGACGUUGGUCAGAUAAUAUUCCAACUGCAUUCGGACGUUAAUAGUAUAGUACCGGAAAAAACAACAGACACAAAAGUGGACUGCACAGCAACUGCAGAGUCUUGCUAUAACCAAACAAUCGCAUCGCAAUGUCAAAACAUUACAAAUAUCACAAAGAAAAACACCACAGAUGACAGUCAAGGAAAAUGCUACGAUAUUGUCAAAGAUUUGCGAGCCUUGGAGCUAACUGUACCGCCGGAACUUACUUCAACUCGAGCGUACAAUGGUUUCUUGGACAAAUUCAUACAUAAAUUUGCAUUUAAAAAUGUGCCCAAUUUGUACAAGAAAAAGGCAGUUAACUCUCACCUAAACGCACCGAAGGAGCGUUCGUUGAGAGGGAAGAUGGAGCACGGCAAGCGGUACCGUAGCAAGGUACACUGCAAGAUGAAACCUAAUAAAAACGCCACGGACAUUGAAGACUUAGAACAGCCACCGUCAAGCCUUAACACUUUUACGGUUACUAAUGAAGGGAUAGAGAUAAAGACGACAGUUACCAUAACAAGCAAAUUGCCUAAAACGACUACGUCGACAACUAAAAAGUCUGCUAGAAAAAAUAUAGAAUACGAGAUUGGAAACGAUGCAAUUACGCCUGAUAAAUCGAAGGAAAACAUAGGUACAACUAAUGACAAAUAUGAGAAUGAAGAGGUCUAUGAGCCAAACGCCGAUCCCACCAAGUACAUAUGCGAUAUCAAUGCGACCGUUAUGCAUAUACAAGAAAUGUUUCAAAAUCUGUCCAAAACCGAUUUCGGAAAAUACGUAAAGAACAUCAGCUGUUUUAAAUAUAAAAAAGCGCCUUCAGCCUUCCACAUCAAAGCUACGUCAAAGCAGAGCAAGAAAAAAUUUAAAAUACAUUCGAAAACAGGCCACGGAUAUGCCACGGACCUAACUAAAAAAAAAUUAAAAUGGAAUUGGAUACGUGAUAAAAGGUCUUCGCAACUAAAUAGUGAUGCUUUUGGUGAUUUUACAAAUUGGAAAGAUUUGAACAAUGAUUAUUUUGAUGAUGUCGAUGAUGAAAGUAGAGGAUUCGAGGUUGAAAAUUUGAGAGGAAGCCUACAGUACGCUUUAAGGGAUGAAAAAGAGGAUUAUGAUAGAUUGUACUUGGACGGGGACGGCGUAUAUCGAAGAAGAGAAAAUGAAAGGAAAAAGAGGGGAGCUGUAGACAUGAGUGAUGUAGUCAACGGCUUAAGAAAUUUGCCUCCUUUGCGGCCAUUAAUUGAUGAAAUUUUCGUGAUACGUGGCGAUUCAGUGACGAUUCAAUGCAAUGCGUCGGGUGGUCCUGCUUAUUCAUAUUUGAAUCUGUCCAAUAUGUACGAAUACACUUGGUCUACUGAAAGGAAGGCCAUGCUACAGUGCUCGAACACAAAAGUCUAUGGGUCCACUAUUUCCAUAGUCAAUGUCCAACCCAGAAACUUUGGCACAUAUACCUGCUUCGAGGAUAAGAGCGUUAUAAGAAGUGUCAAGUUGAACGUCAUCGUGGUCCCCGACUUCAAUAUUGUCUUCACAACAUUGUACAAGUGCCAAAGCGAAUGUACUUAUGAGGAUCUGAAGAACAUACAAAAGUUGGGACCAGUGAUGUUUAAAGCAAUGUACUGGGGAGAAGAGUCUUGUCCAAUUCGUAUCGAUGAACCGGUCUGCAUGUCUAAUAAGGACAAUGAGGCCUUGCUACGAUCCACGGUCGUAGUGAAACCAAGUUCACAGCCAACAAUUGAAUGCAGUCCGGAGUGUCAGAGGGACUUGAAGUGCUCGAUGGCUCUGCUCUGGGCCAGCAACGCGCCAUCUUUGGCACUCGUUAAAGUGAUAAUUGCCUACGAUGAGCUUAACAAGACUCUAACGCCCUUGGAUACUUGUGAUUCAGACUUGACAACUGUUAUGGCACUCAAGAAAAAGGAUUCGAACGGUCACAAUGAGUACAGGCGGCUGGUGCUCGGCAUGGAGCGGGGUAACGUGGAUGUGGUGGUAACCUGCCCUGCUGGGUUCUAUCUCCUGGCGGAUCAAAAGAUUUGUGUCGUGUGCCCGGUGGACACGUGCUCGCUGGCGGGCGAGAACACGUGCACUGCGUGCCCGCGCGGCACGCACGCCCCGCCCGGUGCCUCCACCUGCCGUCUAGCAUUCGGCCCGCACAGAGGCUACAUUGCGCGGUGA